AGGUUUUGUUAAUGGGCAAGAGUGGCUCGGGGAAGACGAGUAUGAGGUCUAUCAUAUUUGCGAACUAUAUCGCCAGGGAUACGAGAAGAUUGGGUGCUACCAUUGACGUAGAACACUCACACGUUCGAUUCCUCGGCAACUUGGUGCUCAACCUGUGGGACUGUGGAGGUCAGGAAGCGUUCAUGGAAAACUACUUUGCCUCACAAAGAGAUAACAUCUUCAGGAAUGUUGAAGUACUGAUUUAUGUAUUUGACGUGGAAAGCAGAGAAAUGGAGAAAGACAUGCAUUACUAUCAGUCCUGUUUGGAAGCUAUUUUACAGAACUCUCCAGAAGCGCGGAUAUUUUGUCUAGUGCACAAAAUGGACUUAGUACCGGAGGAGCAGCGCGAGGAGAUCUUCAAGGAGAGGGAGGAGGACCUGAAGAGGCUCUCGAAGCCUCUGGAGUGUACCUGCUUCAGAACUAGUAUAUGGGAUGAAACUUUAUACAAAGCGUGGUCGAGUAUAGUCUACAAGUUAAUACCCAACGUGAAAGCGUUAGAGUCGUCACUCAAACAGUUUGCGGAGAUCGUGGACGCAGAUGAGGUGCUACUAUUCGAGCGUGCAACGUUCCUAGUAGUAUCCCACUGCCAGCAGCGCGCGCACCGCGACGCGCACCGGUUCGAGAAGGUCUCCAACAUUGUCAAGCAGUUCAAACUGUCCUGCUCCAAGCUGGCUGCUCAGUUCCAGAGCAUGGAGGUACGCAACAGCGUGUUCGCAGCGUUCAUAGACGGCUUUACAAGCAACACGUACGUCAUGGUGGAGAUGUCAGACCCCAAGAUACCUUCGGAAGCGACCCUCAUCAACAUUAGGAACGCGCGCAAACACUUCGAGAAACUAGAGAAAGUGUCAUCAAGUGCCCCCAGCCAGUACCAAUGA
Molecule: messenger RNA, 914 nt
Organism: Spodoptera littoralis (African cotton leafworm)
Lineage: Eukaryota; Metazoa; Arthropoda; Insecta; Lepidoptera; Noctuidae
Source: the annotation of a GenBank genome assembly